UGUAUACAGUACAGUGUAUGGGAUGAGGAUGGGGAGAACACCUGGCCAGAAAGCAGAGGCAGACUUCUGUGGAAGUGCUGGCACCAUCCUAGGCACGAUCCAGAGGACUCUCAUCCCAGGGACCUUCCUCUUUAUCCUGGCUGUGGGACUAACUUUGAACAUGCCCGUCAUCUGGAUCCUCGUGUUCCGGGUGAAACGCUGGAACAGGAGCACUAUUUUCCUUUGUAACUUAGCUUUGGCUGACAUCACUUGGAUCUUAACCCUCCCCUUUCUGAUCUACUACCAUCUGAAUCAGCUGCAUUGGAUCUUUGGAGAUGCUCUUUGUAAGAUUACCAGGACAAUUUACCAUGUUUGCUAUUAUUGCAGCAUCUACUUUGUCACUUGUCUGAGUGUGGAUCGCUAUUUGGCUAUAGUGCAUCCGCUAAAGUCUCUGUGGUUGUUAAAUAAACAACAGUCACUACUGAUUUCCCUCUCCAUAUGGGCAGUAACUAGCUUGGCCAGUGUGCCAGUCCCCUUUGUUGCCAGCACCCAGAUAUGCCCAGACAACAAAACUAUUUGCUCUCUUUAUGUAUUUUCCAGCUCCACCUAUAUAACGCUUCCCUUUUCCAUGUGCUGCACGGUGGUUGGCUGCUUGCUGCCUUUCAUUGCUAUCUGUUACUGUUACUGCAGCAGUGUCAGGACACUGCAAAAGACUGGCCUUCAUCACUUUCAGAAAAAGGAUAAGCUCACCAAGCUCAUGUACUCUGUUCUGAUAAUUUUUGCACUCCUUUAUUUCCCUUACCACCUGUCAAGAAACACCUGCAUCUUCUUAAGAGCAUUGUGGCCCAAUGGCAAUAGGUCCAUUGAGAAUGCAGACACCGUGUUCUUUGUAGAGGUAGCAGUGUGUAGCCUUAAUACUUGCAUCAACCCUCUCUUCUGUUUCCUGGCAGGAGGGGAUUUUCGAGACCAGGUUUGUAAAAUAGCCUCUUCUUAUUGUCACACCAAAACCUGGAGGAGUCAACAGCAAAGGACAUCUGUGUACCCAGUAUAA
This is a messenger RNA of Malaclemys terrapin pileata, 1030 nucleotides long. RefSeq names its product P2Y purinoceptor 1-like. Gene Ontology annotation, biological process: G protein-coupled receptor signaling pathway. The transcript has 2 exons. Bases 23 to 1030 code for a protein of 335 amino acids. Gene Ontology annotation, cellular component: plasma membrane. NCBI's taxonomy places the organism in Eukaryota, Metazoa, Chordata, Testudines, Emydidae. Gene Ontology annotation, molecular function: G protein-coupled receptor activity. The record is from RefSeq and is a predicted model, not a curated record.